AUGAAAUGGCAUUGCCCCAUCAUUGGAUGCAAUCGAGCCUUCAGGCUCCUCAGAGAUUUGGGCGAGCAUUUCAAUACCGAUCACAAAGGCGACAUUCUUCACGACUUGCGAGAUGGCAACUUUCGCAAGAUUGGCAAUGCCGGAAACCGCCCGCCCUACGUCGGCUACCGAAGUGACAAUCCGCCGUCGCCCAUUCCCCUCCCCCCUCCAUCGCCGCCUAAGCGUCCGGCCGCUGACAAUUCCUCCGCCGCCGUCCGUACAGCCACUCCUGGAUUGUUCUUCAAGCAGGAGUAUUCUGAUGACGAGGACGCUCGCCCAAAGGAGACAUCGUACAUUAUUCUCGACCACGAGAGCGAUGACCAUAGGUCACAGCAAGAAAGCAACUCGAAUAACGACGACCCGGACAGCGCCGAUAGCACACAUGACACCGACAGCGACUCUGACGAAAGCGAGCAUACCGAAAAAGAACACAAAGUUCAGCAGAGAGAGCAGCAAUAUCGUUCGGACAGCCAUAUUGACAGUGAUGACGACGACAGCGUCCAAGAUCGUGGCUCCGACAUCUGGGCUUACAUCAACAGUUUGACGCCAGAACCUAUCGCCAUCCCCGACGACGCAUGUAUCAAGGAACUGAUGAGGUUGCCUCUCCUUCGUGAGCUCCCCUUUUCUUGGAAAACGCGUCUUUCCAAAAAGAGCUGGGUGAAAAACUACUGCAGCCUCAAGACUAUCACCGCAAUCAUGCACUUCCUUGUCGGCGAAGACCGGGACCGCAAGGUCUGCAACGGCCUAGGUUGCGACACUUUAGGGAACGACGGUCUUAUAUCCGCGCUAUCUGAUUUUGCCAUAGGCAGCGACGCAUUCCAUGGAGAGUACGCCUUUCCUCGCUGCAUCAUGCUCCCAGACAACAUCAUGAUGUCGAAGGCCGUCAUGGAGCGGAUUGGCAUUAACCAAUGCGUCAACGCAUACUACAGACGCGGCAAAAAGGUUCCAUUUCCGGGUCUAAUCUUUCCCCGUCGCCUGGAGGUGCCUCAGACACCCAAAGGCCGUGGCAACAACCGCCCCUACAGCGAAUCUUCCGUGCUCCGUCGCCAGGCCCGACUCCCGUCGCUUUCUGUCACGCCAUCCAGAUCUCCCAAGCGCAAGGCAUCCUCCCCCGAGUACGAGGACGAACUCCCCUCGUACCGCCUCGCCAACCCUUCCUCUCCUAACAAACCCGCUCCUUGGGAGCAGUUCACCGGCUUUCUGCCACUUCGCUCUUCCCCGCCCCGCGGCCCCCGCUCCUCCCAAGCCGCUUCUGAUGUCAUGGUUGCUCACUCGAGCAUGUACCUCGCAUCUCAACCGCAUAAGCGUAUCAAGCUCGUUGACCAUUCCGGUCUCGGCCGCGGCGACUUCGCUGUCCUAAAACUGGCUGGCAAUGAUGAUGGCCAUGUCUUGAGAGUUGACCAGGGAAGUGGAAGGAUGCUUAAUUGUUCCGUGGCCAAGGGCAGGGUGGAUGUCUUCUUGGUUGUCAGGGGUAGAGGCCAGGCGCAGGAGGAAAUGACGUUUACUGCUGGCGAAGACACGCAGUGGGUGGUCAAGGAGGGAUGGGCAUGUGAAGUGACCAAGUUUCAGGGAGAGGCGGAAGAGGCGAAGAAGAAGUGCACCGAGGCUAAUGCCGCGUUCUAUGUCUUGGAGUGUCUGAAGAGGUGGAUCAUUGUACGGAGGUGGGCGUUCCGUGCCGGCCGUCAGGGCAAACUCCCCCCUCCUCGGCCACGAAAAUUUCAGACAUCGAAUCUUCUUUUUGCGGAAGUCGUGACUUUCAAUUUUUCUCCCCGGUCCCGGCACAAAAUGCCUCCUUCAGGUGCCGAUACGAGAAGAAAGCGGUCAAGAGAUGAAGGACCGGAAGAUGCUGCCCGACCUCACAAGAGGAGAUCGCAGGGCGCAUCUGCUGCGUUCUCGAACCCAGCCUCUGCCGAAGACUGCGAUCCUCCAGCGCUGACCACUCUCGCGGAUGGAUCGAGGAGGUACGACGAGUUCAAGGGUGAUAUAGGAGACGGCAUCAAUAGGAUUUUAUCCGGAGGCGGCGCCUUCUUCCCGACCAACUACAAGCUCGAUAUCAAAUACCCUUCUCCGUGGAUCUGUCCGCUCUCCAACUGUAGGGUUUCUUUUGACCAGUGCAGUAAUCUUGGGCGCCACUUCUCGAAAGCUCAUCGCGGCUGGAAGCUCUACGAUGAAGAAGAGCGCGGUUUCUUUCACCACCAAGGCAUCAGAACUAAGCCAGACAAGGACGGCAAGCUUCGCCCGAUUGUUGUCGGCAGAGGAUUUCGCGCUCCAGAAAGACAAGAUGAUCGACAAGCCCCGGACGCUUCUGCAGCUGACACCGCAACCGCCGCUCCCGCGUUUACUACUGCUCGGGCCAUCCAUUCUUCUGCUUCAGCACCCAUCACUCGCGCCCAAGCAGCCCGAUCAGCAUCCCGCAAGGUCAUAGACAUCAGUAGCGAUGACGAGGGUGUCAAACCAGCCGCCAAAGAUACUUCAGUGCGGAACACUGUCUCACAUGCCUCGGUACAACGGGAGCAGGCAAGAGGGGAGACCAAGAGUGCUGGCACUACCAACCGAAUACGAAGAAACUACCGUGGCGUCAUGUUUGAAGUGAGCAAUCCCCAGGAGCUGGGCGGUGCGCAGCAUCAUAGAAAACUCUUUGCAAGUUGGGAGCAGGAAGCCGGUGCGCAGCGCCGUAAGAAAAUUUCCUCUAAGACUGGCCGAGAAGUCGACAAGCGCCAGCCGAGGGACGCCUCUUCCGACGCCAGCCAGAAAGUUGAUACACAGCAUCUCGAAGACACUUCAUCUACAUCCAGCAGUGAAGAUGACGACGAUUCUGACCCCUUCGACUUUGAACCCUCCGACCUGCCUGCUCCCCGCAAUAACGACACACAGCAGCUGGAAAAAGGUACCGAUACUGCACCGAUCAUCGUUGCCGAGUCUAAGCAACCGUUCGAUCCCAGCAAGUCAGCAAUCUGGCAGUAUCUCAUGACGCUUACCAAGACCGAUAUGCCGGUUCCUGAUGAUUCGGCCAUCACUGAGCUCCUUGCACUCCCAAGGCGCCGCAAUCUUCCAAGAACAUGGCAAGGACGACUAUCCAAAUUUAAGCCACCGCACUGGGUGAACACGGUUCCCGAUGAGAAACAUAAGGCGGCACUGGAUCCAGCGUGCAAGGAGGCUAUGCGGAAUACCUCUACCGAGAAGUCUGCUGGCACCGAAUCAAGCACGAAUACCUCAUUCAACACGCCGAGUACUGCCACAUCAACAAGCAACACUGGCAAUAAUGCCGUGCAGCCAUCGCCAUCGCAAGCCUCGCUACCUGCAUGCCCUCCUAUGCAACCUGCGACCAUGGCUCGUGUUACAACCACUCCCCGGGAUCCGGCACAACAAUCAACUUCACGAUCCUCAACCUCGCAGGCGCAUUCCGCGCAACGGCUGGUGAUCGGGGGGAAUAUGUCCGGAGUAGGAAGGUCUUCUGUUAAUCCCAUUGUAGAAGCGAACCAGCGGCUUGGUGAUGUGAGGGAAAAAACAAAGGGGACCAAGACGAAACGAGAGGCUACGCGCCAAAAAGAGAACCUUGAUGGGGAAGAACAACAUUCAUCUACUAGACAGGCCCAAGUUACUCCAGUAUCUUCUGCGGCAGCUUCUCUGUCCAACCUCACGGUGCAGGAUACAUCCACAGCUCCUUCCAGAUCUCCGCAGCAAAGUGGGCUAGAAAAGUCGCAGAAGACGACCGUUCUCAACCUUGCCAAUGGUUCCACACAACCCAUUGGCUUCAAGGGUAACGAGUCUCAGCUCCUCCAGGCAUCGAAAAGACAAACCCUAGAGUGUACGGUCUGGGCAGGUAGCGUAUGGAUGAAGAUGGUUGGAGAUGAUGGCGUGUCUAUCACGCGGAGAGUGGACGCGGGGGGUACUUGGACAAUCGGCACGGACAGUCACUGUUUAAUCACCAACUUCUUCCCAGCAGCCCAAGAGACUGCUGUGGUUAAUGUCAAGUCUAAGUCCGCGUUGACAAGCAUCAAAUGA
Messenger RNA from Neurospora hispaniola, 4044 nucleotides. RefSeq lists its product as uncharacterized. The transcript has 10 exons. The record is from RefSeq and is a predicted model, not a curated record. Bases 1 to 4044 code for a protein of 1347 amino acids. NCBI's taxonomy places the organism in Eukaryota, Fungi, Ascomycota, Sordariomycetes, Sordariales, Sordariaceae.